GGGAGCUUUAAAUACGACUUGAUGUGAAGGUGUCUGCAGACUGAACUCCAACUCUGUGUCAAGAUGCUCCUGACUGUGGUCCUUGCCUCUGCCCUUCUCCUCGGCUCUGUGGCUGGGCAGGGCUGUUUGACCUUCGUAGGGAUCAAGGACAUCACGCACCUCAUCGAUAACCUGCAGAAAGAUCCGCUGUCAAAAUGCAGCUGUAGCGGCAAUGUGACCAAUUGUUUGUGUCUGCCCAUUCCUUCUGACAACUGCACCACACCCUGCUUCCAGGAGGGCCUGGCCCAGAUGGCCAACUCCACGGUGAGAGCGAGCUUCCCCCUGGUUUUCAACCGGGUGAGGAAGACGGUCUCAGUCCUGAAGAGCAAGUGCCCGAAUUUCUCCUGUGAGCAGCCGUGCAACCAAACCGCUACGGGCAACACACUGACGUUUCUCAGCAGCCUCCUGGGAGUUUUCCAGAAGGAAAGGAUGAGAGGCAGAGCAUAGAGAUAAAAUAGUAUUUAUUCUAUUU
Messenger RNA from Pipistrellus kuhlii (Kuhl's pipistrelle), 511 nucleotides. RefSeq names its product interleukin 9 (gene IL9). Lineage: Eukaryota; Metazoa; Chordata; Mammalia; Chiroptera; Vespertilionidae. The record is from RefSeq and is a predicted model, not a curated record. Bases 64 to 486 code for a protein of 140 amino acids. The transcript has 5 exons.